Messenger RNA from Phacochoerus africanus (Common warthog), 1047 nucleotides. RefSeq names its product mitochondrial ribosomal protein S33 (gene MRPS33). Gene Ontology annotation, cellular component: mitochondrion. The record is from RefSeq and is a predicted model, not a curated record. The transcript is spliced from 4 exons. Lineage: Eukaryota; Metazoa; Chordata; Mammalia; Artiodactyla; Suidae. Bases 215 to 535 code for a protein of 106 amino acids.
CUGUUCGUGACUUUUAGGGGGUCGGUGGUGACCUAUGCGCGAUGGCUUUAGAGCUCCUGCGGAGGUCUCCAGCCUUGUAGAGUCGCCCCGAAUAGGACGAGUCAAUUUCAUUAACCAGCUCGGCGGUCUCACAGAUCAAGUUGAAAGAUUCUAUAAAGAGGCAUACCAGGAUCCUGCAAAGUCCUAGGGACUCUUGCUCCUUGCUGCUCAAGAAAUGUCUUCACUUUCAGAAUAUGCUGUGCGCAUGAGUCGUCUGAGUGCUCGGCUAUUUGGUGAAGUUGCCAGGCCUACCGAUUCCAAAUCCAUGAAAGUAGUAAAGCUAUUUAGCGAGCAGCCUUUGGCCAAGAGGAAGGAGACUUAUGACUGGUAUCCAAAUCACAACACUUAUUUUGCGCUUAUGGGGACACUACGUUUUCUUGGCCUCUACAGAGAUGAGCAUCAGGACUUCAGGGAUGAGCAGCUGCGUCUGAAGAAGCUUCGUGGAAAGGGGAAACCAAGGAAAGGAGAAGGGAAAAGAGCAACGAAAAAGAAAUGAUGCUGGUCCGUCGGGCAAGGAGAUGCCUUCCUUGGCGACUGAGAGCAGAAGGGCGUGUGUUUGUUGUCUCUCCACAGACUGGAGCCCUGUGAGCCCCCUGAGGUGAAGGUGCUUUGGAGGAACACAGUCAUCUCCAGGUGGAAAUCUAAUCCGGUUGAAUUGGGACUGGGUUCUUGAACAUAUGCUAAUUGUGCAAAAUUAUUUUGGCCUUGGUUCUAUAACCUGAGGUUUCCCUUAUUCCCCAAAGAAAGGAACACAUGAUUAUUGCUGAAUGACUUGUUUGGGAGGGGAUGGGAGGCUGGGGGAGUGGAGGGGAAACUCAUUAAAUGAACAUCCUCAUUACUGCCUUCUCACCUCCCCACUUAGCCGGCCCUAAACUCUUUCAUCUCUCCGGCUGUUCAGCCACUGUCUCCACCACCAAGCUCACAAACUUCAUGCGCCUCUCCACCUACUCCUUUGACAAGACCUGUAAGAUAAAUGUGCAGGAUAAAAGGCUGUGCCUGGUCAGAGUA